GCUGUAGUCGUCACAUUUACCACGAUCGCGUAUUGUGCUCUAUCAUAAAUAAUUUGUUCAUUUUUGUCGAUUUUCCACAGUAUUUCGACAAAAAGCAAUAUUUUAAAAAAGUGCAUCCCUGUAUGUUACAAAAAUUAGAAUUUGUGAACAGCUCAAUAAUUCAUAAGUUUAUAAAAAUAGUGAUCAAAUAUCUUGACAUUAAGUGUAAAUCAUAAAUUUUUGUUGUCGAUUUUGCAAUAUUGAGCAAAAUCAUAAAUAUUUCUUGACGCGUCUAGAAACGCCAACGAAAUGACACACACAAGCAAUACCUAUAUUGAUGAUUUAUUGGAUAUGUCGGAUCCUGUAGUUUCAUCGGCUACUAGUGAGAUUAUAUCAUCCUUCGAAGGAUGCAACAUUCUUAUAACAGGGGGUUCUGGCUUCCUUGGCAUACUCUUAAUCGAAAAAUUAUUGCGAUGUUGCCCGGAUAUAGGAAAACUGUAUUUAUUCAUGAGGGUGAAAAAAGGAAAAUUGGCGGAACAGCGGUUUGCGGAACAUUUCAAUGAUGUUGUUUAUGAUAGACUAAAAAAAGAGCAACCCAAUUUUAUGACCAAAGUAAUAAUGAUAGAAGCCGAUUUGAAAGAGUUAGAUCUCGGAUUGUCGCCAGAAAAUAAAGAACGUCUUUUAGACACAAACAUAAUUUUCCACGCGGCAGCCACUGUGCGAUUUAACGAAACACUUCGAAAUGCUGUGAAGAUAAACGUGAAUGGAACAAAGCAACUUGUUCUCUUUGCGAAAAAAUUGUCGAACUUGAAAGCAUUUGUCCAUAUAUCUACUGCAUAUGCUCAUUGCGUAAACGCAUUCAUUGAAGAAAAAUUUUACUCUUCACCUUUAGACGCGGAUCAGAUAUUAACAUUAGUGGAUAGUUUCGAUGAUAAAAUAUUGGAUCAAAUUACGCCAAUACAUAGAUUAAUAGGUAAAUGGCCGAAUACAUAUGUGUUUACGAAAGCGAUCGCUGAAGACAUAGUGAGACAAUGUAGCGCCGAGAUUCCGAUUUGCAUUGUACGUCCAGCGAUUAUAACGUCAACGGCCAACGAACCAUUGACUGGAUGGAUCAACAACAUAUAUGGAGCAGUGGGUGUAGUGAUGGGCAGUGGCAUAGGUUUAUUACGUACCUUACAUUGUAAUCCCGACAUUAUAGCAGAUAUCGUACCUGCAGAUUACGUUGUUUGUAAUGCCAUCGCCGCGGCUUGGGACACUGCCAAAACAAAAGAUACUCUACUGAGUACCGAGACUGAAAAUUCGAAGAGUCCGGAAACAAAGAGAUUAUCGGUUUUCAAUUACAUAUCAUCGCGUCAAAAUCCAAUCACCUGGAGAAGAUUCAUGAAAUUGAACGAGACCUAUGGCUUACAGGUUCCAACCACGAAUGUGCUUUGGUAUUAUAUGCUCUUUUUAAACAAAUAUCUACUCGUGCACUAUAUUUGUGUGAUAUUCUUGCACAUGAUACCUGCCGCUAUAGUAGAUACUUUAUUCUUCCUCACUGGCCGAAAACCCAUAUUGUGGAAGGCUUAUAAGAAGAUAAACUUAUUUGGUUCCAUAUUAUCGUAUUUCACUACGCAACAGUGGCAAUUUAACAAUGACGCCGUUUUAGAAUUAUGGAACCGUAUGAAUCCGACUGAUCGUGAGAUUUUUUAUUUUAACAUAGAGGACAUAGACUGGGAGAUAUAUUUGAAGAAUAUGAUACCUGGUAUGCGCUUAUACUUAGCUCACGAAUCGCUCGACACUAUGGACGUAGCCAAAGCAAGAUACAGAAAACUAAAGGUUGCCCAUUAUACAUUAUUAACGAUUUCUGCGAUUCUGUUGACAUGGGGCUUCGUAAGAUUAAUAAUGUAUAUAAUGUCAUUUUUCUGAUUUUGUAGAACUUUGCUAA
Messenger RNA from Linepithema humile (Argentine ant), 1906 nucleotides. The record is from RefSeq and is a predicted model, not a curated record. NCBI's taxonomy places the organism in Eukaryota, Metazoa, Arthropoda, Insecta, Hymenoptera, Formicidae.